Ornithorhynchus anatinus (platypus) is the source of this 1540-nucleotide messenger RNA. RefSeq names its product lysine acetyltransferase 8 (gene KAT8). Gene Ontology annotation, biological process: regulation of DNA-templated transcription. The record is from RefSeq and is a predicted model, not a curated record. Gene Ontology annotation, molecular function: histone acetyltransferase activity. NCBI's taxonomy places the organism in Eukaryota, Metazoa, Chordata, Mammalia, Monotremata, Ornithorhynchidae. Bases 1 to 1344 code for a protein of 447 amino acids. The transcript is spliced from 12 exons.
AUGGGAGGGCUCCACGUCACGGGGGCCGUUCGCCGCCCCGCCAAUAGGAGGAGAGACGGCGGCGGCGCGCGGAGGCCCCCGGGCCGCGCCUCCCCGCCGCCCGCCGCGCGGGGGGAGCCCGAGGUCACGGUGGAGAUCGGGGAGACCUACUUGUGCCGCCGCCCCGACAGCACCUGGCACUCGGCCGAGGUGAUCCAGUCUCGGGUGAACGACCAAGAGGGACGAGAGGAAUUCUACGUGCACUACGUGGGCUUUAACCGGCGGCUGGACGAAUGGGUAGACAAGAACCGCCUGGCGCUAACCAAGACCGUGAAGGAGGCCGUGCAGAAGAACUCGGAGAAGUACCUGAGCGAGCUGGCCGAGCAGCCCGAGCGCAAGAUCACCCGCAACCAGAAACGCAAACACGAUGAAAUCAACCACGUCCAGAAGACCUAUGCGGAGAUGGACCCCACCACGGCGGCCCUGGAGAAAGAACACGAGGCGAUCACCAAGGUGAAGUACGUGGACAAGAUUCACAUUGGGAACUACGAAAUCGAUGCCUGGUAUUUCUCCCCGUUCCCGGAGGAUUACGGGAAGCAGCCCAAACUCUGGCUCUGCGAGUACUGUCUCAAGUACAUGAAGUUUGAGAAGAGCUACCGGUUCCACCUGGGGCAGUGCCAGUGGAGACAGCCCCCCGGCAAGGAAAUCUACCGCAAAAACAACAUCUCUGUGUAUGAGGUCGAUGGCAAAGACCAUAAGAUUUACUGUCAGAAUCUGUGCCUGCUGGCUAAACUCUUCCUGGACCACAAGACCCUCUACUUCGACGUGGAGCCCUUCGUCUUCUACAUCCUGACCGAAGUCGAUCGGCAAGGGGCGCACAUAGUGGGCUACUUCUCCAAGGAGAAAGAGUCCCCAGAUGGGAACAACGUGGCCUGCAUCCUGACCCUGCCCCCCUACCAGCGUCGCGGCUACGGCAAAUUUCUCAUCGCUUUCAGCUACGAGUUGUCGAAGUUGGAGAGCACAGUGGGGUCCCCCGAGAAGCCGCUGUCCGACCUGGGCAAGCUGAGCUACCGCAGCUAUUGGUCCUGGGUGCUCCUGGAGAUCCUGAGAGACUUCCGGGGCACGCUGUCCAUCAAGGACCUCAGCCAGAUGACCAGCAUCACCCAGAACGACAUCAUCAGCACCCUGCAGUCCCUCAACAUGGUCAAAUAUUGGAAGGGGCAGCAUGUGAUCUGCGUGACCCCGAAGCUAGUGGAAGAGCACCUCAAGAGCGCGCAAUACAAGAAGCCUCCCAUCACAGUGGACUCUGUCUGCCUCAAAUGGGCCCCACCGAAGCACAAACAAGUGAAGCUGUCCAAGAAGUGAAGUGGGUUGGGGGGGGGGGGGGGACACAGGCUACGACCACCACCGGCCCCAGGGACCCCAGCAUCACCCCCCGGAGCAUCACCCCCUACUCCAUGCCUGCUGAGUUGCUCCGCCUUCCUUAUAAAUAUGUAAAUAGAUACUCACUCCUUCCCAGAUUCCUAGAAUUAUUUUUUUAAAUAAAGAGACCUGAACCUGG